UCAACUCUCCUCCUCGCAUCUCACCUCUCUCCUCGUCGCUCGCUUCUCAUUAUUCCUCUACAGCAGUGAUUCUCUCGUCUCGCCAAACAUACCCUGAUCGUGAUUGUGACUAUCCUCCAUCCAUCACCCGUCUCCAACGCGCGUCAUCCACCGUCAUCCCGACAACACUACAUCACAUCACACCACGCAACCAAACCCACCAUGGCGAACCGCCACAAGCCCGUCAAAUGGGAAUGCACCGAGCCUAAUUCCGAAAGCGACAAUGGCACUUCCACGGAUACCUAUAAUGAAGAGCGCACCGUGUAUCCUCCCGAACCGACGCUACCAGCCAUGGCGCUUCCUUCGACAGCAACGUUGAACGCUUUGUCGAUGCUUGAUAGACCAAGGCGCCCAUCACCGCCUCCCAAAGGAAGUCGGGUCAGAGAGCCAGAUUCACCCACCUUAUUGGCGAAGAAUUGGCCUUCAACAGCCACGUUGAAUGAGCUGUCUCGACUGGAUUCCCUACUCCCCCAAUCACUCUCGUCCCAGCAAGCUACACAAGCCCUGAUCGACCAUGUGACUGAUCGGAAUGCACCUGGAAAUUCCAAACAAGGGCCCAACUUUCCGCCUGUGAAUGACAAAUCCGCGAGUCCUAGCCACAAACAAAUCAAGGGAGCUGGGCAAACAGGAAGUGAUUGCAAGAAAUGAAAGAUGAUGACUGCUCAUGUUCUCACAAUC
Aaosphaeria arxii CBS 175.79 is the source of this 717-nucleotide messenger RNA. RefSeq lists its product as uncharacterized. The coding region runs from base 202 to 687 and encodes 161 amino acids. The transcript has a single exon. The record is from RefSeq and is a predicted model, not a curated record. Lineage: Eukaryota; Fungi; Ascomycota; Dothideomycetes; Pleosporales.